Molecule: messenger RNA, 279 nt
Organism: Alternaria burnsii
Lineage: Eukaryota; Fungi; Ascomycota; Dothideomycetes; Pleosporales; Pleosporaceae
Exons: 2
Coding region: 1-279 (92 amino acids)
Source: RefSeq, a predicted model, not a curated record
AUGUCCACAGCUGUUGGCGCCCGUGCUGGCGGUGUGAGGUCAAGGCAUGACUUUGCUCUUGCUAUCCUGAAUCGGUUGGCCGGGGUAUACACUACCCUGAAAGCCUGUGCGCAACAAGCAAAAAAGAUUUCCCUUACCCACCACGAUUGGAGAGAAGAUUCUGGCGAUGCGCUCAUGGUUGACAGUAAGCGACCAGAUUUACAGGGGCUGCUGGUGCGUCAAAACCUAAUGCAGAAAGCAUCGUCCUCACCAUCGCCACCCCCUUCGGUAGUUCAUUAG